Molecule: messenger RNA, 3414 nt
Organism: Girardinichthys multiradiatus
Lineage: Eukaryota; Metazoa; Chordata; Actinopteri; Cyprinodontiformes; Goodeidae
Product: plastin-1-like
Exons: 17
Coding region: 1102-2997 (631 amino acids)
Biological process (GO): actin filament network formation; actin filament bundle assembly
Cellular component (GO): cytoplasm; actin filament; actin filament bundle
Molecular function (GO): calcium ion binding; actin filament binding
Source: RefSeq, a predicted model, not a curated record
AAAUACCAGGAUUGGACUGGAAAGGACUUAUAAUAAUAAUAAUCUUCUCAGAUGAAACACUUGUUUUAUGGGGUUUUCGCGUUUCCAAGGGAAUGGGUUUACUCACAGUUUAGCUUAAAACACUGUUCUGAAUGCGUAUGAGCUCAAAACAUCCUUAAAAGUCUCAUAAAUCCAGGAGUAAUUUAGUGAUCAAUUUGUUUUUACUAAAAACACUGCAGAUCCUAAUACCAUUAAGAACCUAUCAACGCUUUGUAUAAACCUGACAUAUUUCUCAUUAAAACCCAUUCAAGAUUUUAAAACAUUUAUCAUUGAACCUUACUAUGCUGUACAAACAUGUGGCAAAAAGAUUUAACAUUACUGUAAAGUGUAUGAAAAACCGAUUUUCUGUUAAUCUCUCAGCUUUUGCCCACAACUGUACAGUGUUUGUGGUGUUCUGUAUUUUCCUCCACAUGUGGUCUUAGGUGUGAUGAAUAAUUCAGGAGGCUUAUGAGAAGUCUUAACAACUAAGAACUGAUCCAGGUUCAUGACAAGUAACCAGAAAUGCACUUUGCACAUAAACAGACUGAAGGGUAGCUUACCUGAGAUCAGCGAUGAGGAUGGGGAGGUAACUGGAGAGCACUUUGGAGUCAUGGAGAGAAACAAGGCUGCUCAGGUUUCAGAGGAACAAAAGAGCUGAGGGGAACAAGGAAGAUGCAGUCUUUGCUCAGUGUGAAGGGUUAAAAUAGGUAUAAGUUUUAAAUCAACUUAUUUAAUCUGCUGCUUUAAGCAAGAUGGAAGAUUCUGCCAGGACUUGUGUAAUGAUUGUGUGUUUUCCAGCUGAGGUGAAAAGAUUGGUUAACAAGUAAACACAGAGAACAAGGAGAAACACUAGAACUGAGGGGAAAGGGUUAAUGGCAUUUUAAAAGUAUUUAAAAGGAGAGGCAAGAAGUAGAUGAAGGAAAAAAAGAGAACCAAAACUAUUCCUCAGCAAGCUGAUUUCUUCUCUGGACCGGCCUACCGUGGACUCUCUACCCUUUCAGCCUGCCUGGGAUUGGAUGUCCAGGAAGGCCAAAGGUCCACUGUGAGCCUUCUCCCAGCGGCUCCACCUGGAAAAGAUAGACAAUGGACAAUUAUACACAAAUUUCCAGAGAGGAUCUAGAAGAACUCAAAGAGGCCUUCAAUAAAAUUGAUAUUGACAAGAGUGGCUAUGUGAGUGACUUCGAGCUUCAGGAGCUGUUCAGGGAAGCGAGUCUCCAUCUGCCCGGGUACAAAGUGCGAGAGAUCAUAGAGACCUUUGUCACCGGAGAUACAAACAAAGAUGAAAAAAUCAGCUUUAGUGAAUUUGUUGGUAUUUACCAAGAGCUGAAGAGUAAGGAGUUCAGUGAGACGUUCAAAAAGGUCCUCACUAGGAAAGAUGGUAUCUACUCCUUCGGAGGCACGUCAGGAGUCUCCUGCGAGGGAACACAGCACUCCUAUUCUGAUGAGGAGAAAGUAGCUUUUGCUAGAUGGAUCAACAAAGCUUUGGAAAAAGAUCCUGACUGCCACCAUCUGCUGCCCGUGAACCCAAACGAUGAGAACCUUUUUGCCUCACUCCGAGAUGGCAUCGUGUUAUGUAAGCUCAUCAAUCUGUCCCAGCCUGACACGAUUGAUGAAAGAGUCAUCAACACAAAGAAACUUACCACCUUCACAAUGAGGGAAAAUAUUGUUUUGGCCAUGAAUUCAGCCUCAGCAAUUGGCUGCACUGUGGUGAGCAUUGAUGCCCAUGACCUGAUGGUUGGGAAACCCCACCUGGUCCUGGGACUGCUCUGGCAGAUUAUCAAGGUUGGCCUCUUUGCUGAUAUAGAAAUCACCCGAAACGAAGGCUUAAUUUCCCUUCUGCUGGAAGGUGAAGAGCUGGACCAUCUGGUAUCUCUGUCUCCUGAGGAGCUGCUUCUACGUUGGGUCAACUAUCACCUAAUCAAUGCAGGAACAGAAACAAUCAGCAACUUCAGUGCUGAUAUUAAGGACUCGAGGGCCUACUUCCACCUGUUGGACCAGAUUUCCCCUCAAGAUGAAGAUGAAUUCCACAUGGGGAUCAAAAUCAACAUGGCUGGCCUCAGUGAGCGGGAUUUGGAGCGAAGGGCUGAGCUGAUGCUGCAGGAGGCGGCCAAGUUAGACUGCCGGCAGUUUGUUUCUCCUCGCGACGUCACGUCUGGAAACAGCAAACUCAACUUGGCCUUUGUGGCCAACUUGUUUAACAUGCAUCCUGGUCUGCAGAAGACUAUGAUUAACCUGGAAGGGGAACAUAUUGAGGUGGAAACCAGAGAAGAGAAAACAUUUCGCAACUGGAUGAACUCUCUGGGUGUCUCUCCAUGUGUAAACCAUCUUUACCGGGACCUUUGUGAUGGCUUGGUGAUUUUGCAGCUUCUAGAAAAAGUCAGCGUGACAGUGAACUGGAAGAUAGUCAACAAUCCUCCUUAUCCUCAACUGGGGGGAAAUAUGAAGAAGCUGGAGAAUUGUAACCUCGCUGUAAAGUUGAGCAGAGAUGAAGCUAACUUCUCUCUGGUCGGAGUCGGAGGAGAAAACCUAAACGAGGGGAGUCGCACACACACCCUGGCUCUGGUCUGGCAGCUGAUGAGAAGGUACUCUGUUCUGGUUCUGUCCAAUCUGGGCCACGGAGAGAAAGUUGUGGAUCAGUUUAUCCUGAACUGGGUCAAUGCCACCCUGAAGGAGAAACGAAAGAACACACAGAUCAGCAGCUUUAAGGACAAACUAAUCAGCACCAGUUUGCCAGUGAUUGACCUGAUUGACGCCAUCGCCCCUAGCAUGGUCAAGUGGGACAUGGUAAAGACAGGAGAAAACGGAGUCCUGAAGAAUGAUGAGAAACUCAAUAAUGCCAAGUAUGCAAUCUCAUUGGCCCGAAAGAUCGGCGCUCGUGUCUACGCCCUGCCCGAUGACCUGGUGGAGGUAAAACAUAAAAUGGUGAUGACGGUGUUUGCCUGCCUCAUGGGACACGACUUGAAAAGAAGCAAACGCUAAACAGAAAACCAGGAUUUUAAAAAAAAAUAAACAUAAAGUAGCAUUUUUUUCAUUGUCACUUUUUUUUCUUGGAGCUGCAAGUUUGCUACAAUCACCAGGCAGAACAAAUCUAUUGGCCAUUCUUUGUUUUCCUUCCUCAUAGCUUUAAGGAUUAAGCAUUUGGAUUAAUUUCCUGUUUGUAAAGCUGCUGCAUUGGUUUAUCUAUGAUUUAUACAUUUUUUUUAACACUUAUUUGCUUAAUACAUAUUAAGACAUUCCUAUUAUACAGUAUUCACUUCCUCUGCAAUUUAAGAUGAACCACACAGUAAAACAGAAUCACACAAAUGCCUUCUUGUAAAGCCCAUUAAUGUUGUGCAUUGAAUAUUGCUGUUGAAUUGCUGUAGAUGACAACUAUUAAAUUUAGAAGUUCAAAAUUUG